Vigna umbellata (rice bean) is the source of this 623-nucleotide messenger RNA. The record is from RefSeq and is a predicted model, not a curated record. NCBI's taxonomy places the organism in Eukaryota, Viridiplantae, Streptophyta, Magnoliopsida, Fabales, Fabaceae.
GUUCUGUGUUGGGGGGGCAAAAACCAAACCAAGUUUGAAAAUUGAGUUCAUUCAUUCAGAUUUGAACAAUGUGGCUGAAGGUUGUUCUUCUCCUUGCAACGCUUUCUCUUUUUCACUCGGCAGCUUCUCUUAAUAGGAGCAGUUUUCCCCCAGAUUUCUUCUUUGGAACAGCUUCUUCAGCUUACCAGUAUGAAGGUGCUGCACGUGAAGGUGGCAAAGGCCCCAGUAUAUGGGACACAUUCACUCAUAGCCACCCAGAUAGAAUAGCAGACCACAGUAAUGCAGAUGUUGCCGUUGAUUCAUACCACCGCUACAAGGGGGAUGUGGCUAUGAUGAAGGAUAUUGGAUUCAAUGCCUAUAGGUUCUCCAUCUCUUGGCCAAGAAUACUACCUCAUGGAAACUUGCAGGGAGGAGUUAACCGAGAAGGCAUUGCCUAUUACAACAAUCUCAUAAAUGAUUUGAUAGCAAAUGGACAACAACCCUUUAUAACUCUAUUUCACUCUGAUUUCCCUCAAGCUCUUGAAGAUGAAUAUGGUGGUUUUCUGAAUCCCAAAAUUGUUCAGGAUUUUGCAGAUUAUGCAGAAGNAAAUCAAUUUUUAAGUUCUAAAAGAUUGAAUUAUUAA